AUGAUGAAGCAGACGUGUGAUGGGGACGUGAGGACUCCACUUUGGACCAGAAGUCAGAAGAGCAGAGCAUCCUUUCACACACCCAAAGAGAGGGUGGACCUUUCCAAAGAUAUCCAGCACUGGGAGUCCCUGAAGCCUGAGGAGAAGUACUUCAUUUCUCACGUCCUCGCCUUCUUUGCUGCCAGUGAUGGCAUCGUCAACGAAAACUUGGUAAUACAAAUCACAGAAGCUCGUUGUUUCUAUGGCUUCCAGAUUGCCAUGGAAAAUAUACAUUCAGAAAUGUACAGUCUUCUUAUUGACACCUACAUUAAAGAUUCUAAAGAGAGGGAAUUUCUUUUUAAUGCUAUUGAAACGUUACCAUGUGUUAAAAAGAAAGCUGACUGGGCCAUGCGCUGGAUUGGGGACAAGAAAGCAACAUAUGGAGAACGUGUAGUAGCUUUUGCAGCAGUGGAAGGAAUCUUCUUUUCUGGCUCUUUUGCAUCAAUUUUUUGGCUGAAGAAAAGAGGAUUAAUGCCUGGACUCACUUUUUCUAACGAGCUCAUCAGUAGAGAUGAGGGCUUGCACUGUGAUUUUGCCUGCCUCAUGUUCAAGCACUUGAUACGCAAACCAUCAGAGCAGAGAGUAAAGGAAAUCAUCAUGAAUGCUGUUCUCAUAGAACAGGAAUUCUUGACGGAGGCACUGCCUGUAAAGCUAAUUGGCAUGAACUGCACUUUAAUGAAACAGUACAUAGAGUUUGUAGCAGACCGGCUUAUGUUGGAACUGGGAUUUAACAAGAUAUACAAAGCGGAGAAUCCUUUUGACUUCAUGGAAAACAUCUCUCUGGAAGGCAAGACCAAUUUCUUUGAGAAGCGAGUAGGUGAAUAUCAGAGGAUGGGAGUCAUGUCAAAGGCCACAGACAACUCUUUCACCCUGGAUGCGGAAUUUUAA
This is a messenger RNA of Pygoscelis adeliae (Adelie penguin), 927 nucleotides long. It is a transcript of the gene RRM2, whose product is annotated as ribonucleotide reductase M2. Lineage: Eukaryota; Metazoa; Chordata; Aves; Sphenisciformes; Spheniscidae. The transcript is spliced from 9 exons. Gene Ontology annotation, molecular function: ribonucleoside-diphosphate reductase activity, thioredoxin disulfide as acceptor. Bases 1 to 927 code for a protein of 308 amino acids. Gene Ontology annotation, cellular component: cytosol. Gene Ontology annotation, biological process: deoxyribonucleotide biosynthetic process. The record is from RefSeq and is a predicted model, not a curated record.